Messenger RNA from Cannabis sativa, 1687 nucleotides. RefSeq lists its product as uncharacterized. The record is from RefSeq and is a predicted model, not a curated record. The transcript has 3 exons. The coding region runs from base 886 to 1608 and encodes 240 amino acids. NCBI's taxonomy places the organism in Eukaryota, Viridiplantae, Streptophyta, Magnoliopsida, Rosales, Cannabaceae.
AUCUUUAACAUUUUGUCCUAAUACAGAGCUCAAAUUUUAAUUUUAAAAAAUAAUGUGUCAAAAUAAGGUAAUUGUAUAAAACAAAAAUUUUAUGUGCAAACAUAAUCUACAUAUAAAAUAUGACACAUACCUAUGUUAUUUUUGAUAGGUAGACUCAUCUUAAUAAAAAGAAAUAAAAAUUAUUACUUGCCACAUAACUGUGUCAAAUGAACCGUACAUUCUUGCUAACGAGGCGAAGCAAGUUUUCUAUCUUGACGAUCCACUCAGAGGUCGCGAUUGGAAGGUUGUUGAAGAUAUUAGCCAUCGACAAAUUUGGGACAUUACUGACAACAAAGAUGAGACUGAUGUAGAUGUUGUUAGUGAUUCUAACUCUGCCAAUUUUGUGUUGACGGUUGAUCUUGGAGAGCUGAUUAUGCAAUCGAAUGAACCUCCAGUAAUUGUUGAAUCGUCCGAUCAGUUAGUGGAUUCUGAGAUAGAGAAUAAUGAACUUGAUGAAAAUUAUGUUGCUGAAGAAGUAGAUGAUUUACUAGUUGAACAUGUGGAGGAUGAAAAUGUAAACAUAGUGAAUGAUGAAAAUGAUAGUGAUUCUUCAGUGUAACUUUUAUUUUGUAAACAUUUGUUACUAAAAUUUUUUACAAUUAAAGGACUAUUUAAUUUCUUUCGCAUUAACAUUUGUGUGAUAUUUCAAUUAUGUGUUUCACAUUUGUGAAUUCUUACAUUUUUUUCCGUCUUCAAAGUAAAGUAAAAUGUCAGCUACGUUAGCGACAUACCACGGUGGGGAUGGUGAUGGCAGGGAUCCCCCUGAUCCUUCUAGGGUAUCGUCGUCUUGCGAAGCAGGUUUUCAUAUUUUUUCAAAUCUACAAUUGUUCUGAAUAUAAAUAGUGAAUGUAUGAUUUACUAAUAAAAUUAUUUUUUCCUCGAAUAUAUAUAGUUCCACCUCCGGUCAGAAAGGGUCGUGGGGUUGCCGCAAAUGCUAAUCUCGAAAAAAAAAGGAGAGAUGCUGGUAAGCCCUUGCCGGUGGAGGUAGAUCUUGAAACAGGCAAAGUUGUUGGCGCUGAAGCAAGCAAUUAUGUUCGAUUUAUUGGCCAACAAGUAAGCAUGUUGUGCCCGGGUGGUCAUCUUAAUUUUUCUGAUGUACCCCAACAAUACAAGGAUCAAGUGCUCAAUCGAAUUAGAUACUACUUUGAUAUCGAUGGGAAUCCCCAUCGAGACCUACUUAUGGGGACUUUAUAUUCGGUGAUGGCGGAGCGGUAUAGUGAGCGAAAGACACUCAGACACAAGCAUUUCAAACAACAUUACAAAAAACCAGAAGAUUGGGACACAGUUCUCAAAUUCCCCCCUGACUACUUGAAUACCGAGACUUGGAAACCGGUUUGCGAAUUGUUCGUUAGCGAGGCAUUUUUGAAUCGUUCAACUAAAAAUAAAUCGAAUCGACAACUAAUGAAAUAUCCAACAACGCAAGGCACAAAAUCGUUGGCGUCCAUACGCCACGGAAUGGGGGGUCCUCCUGGAGAGCAUGUAGUUGAAGCAUGGAAGGAGAUCCAUGUGAAAAAACCGUCUGGAACUUUCGUUAAUGAAUUAGCUGCAAAAGAUUAUGUAAGUGAUUAAAAUGAUUUAUUAUUAAAAUUUAUAUUUUAUAUUAAUUACAUAUUCUAAUAAUUUUGAUUUAAAUAGGAGGAACUGAUCA